AUGUGUGGAUCAGUCCUGAACCACACUGACAGUGGUCAAAGUGGAGCCCUGGAGAACAUUGCCAACUUCUUCAAUGUGCACCCUGACCUGGAAGCCUUUGGAAACGGCAACCUGACUCCUCGACCAGAGAACCUGAACUCAGGGAUUUCUGUGGUUUUUCCCAAGCCCUGGUUUAUUGACAGGCGUUUCACGGCAACGCAUAGCAACCGCGCUGCUGGCAAAGGGCUGGCGUGUGGGCGCGGCCAGAACGCAGGGCAGCGCUCUUUGCUGGGGCGGGAGGCACCUAGGGGCAAUGGGGAUCACCUGGCCCUGAACCCGGGGAGCUCCCGCCUCGCAGACGCCCACGCUGCUUCCCUCUGGUUGGCCAACUCCUACUUCCCGCUGGACCCCCUUUGCCAAUCUAACAGCAAAUUCGCCACUCAGAAGAGCGGAGAAAUUGGGGAGGUGCUGCCAGGGGUAGGGGGUACAAGCGUCUCGCAGCUGCGCACAGCCUGCCCUGCGUGUCUCCUCCCUCCUAAAAUAAAAGUCGACCGUGUUCGAAUUCCCCCACUUCCCUUCACCGCACAUCACUUCUCUACCCAUGGCUUUUUGAAAGGCUGGCUUAGUUUGUUACACAGAUCAAGGACUCCAACCGCAGCAACACCUCCGUUCUUCACCAGCCAGAGACGAGGGAAAGGACAGGAAGUCCAGGUUGGCUCUGGCAUUUACAACACAGACAUACAUUCAGCCUCCAGCAGCUCUGGUGACAGGCUUUCCAAACAAGCCCUUGUCGGCAGGGGCCUGGAGUUGGCUCACCACCCCCUCCUUUCACCUCAGUCCCUGAGCCCACCAACCCCUUCCUGGUCUGUAGAGAGAGCAGAAAGCCCAAGCCCAGACCACCUGAGGGUUCUGCAGACUUUGGUUAGUCCAGCCUUCUCCCGCAGCUGCCUCUGGCUCCUGCAGUUUGAACUGUCCCUGGCCCCGAGGCAGGAUGGCCAGCUGGUUCUCAGAAAGCAGUCGGCAGGAAACAGCCAUCUUGGCUCUUUCCCCAGCCUCGCUCCUUCCUCGGCUCCAAUCAGAAAUGCAGUCCAAUGCUGUUGGCCAAGAGCUGGGGCAGAAGAGGCUGAAGGCUUGGUUGGUGCCUGUAGCCAGUCCUGGCAGGGAGCAUGGACGAAGCCCCAGAGGUCACUUCCUCUGUCAUCGCUGACAGGAAGAAUCAAGAAUGGAAAAGAGUGA
Messenger RNA from Alexandromys fortis (reed vole), 1215 nucleotides. RefSeq lists its product as uncharacterized. NCBI's taxonomy places the organism in Eukaryota, Metazoa, Chordata, Mammalia, Rodentia, Cricetidae. The transcript is spliced from 3 exons. The record is from RefSeq and is a predicted model, not a curated record. Bases 1 to 1215 code for a protein of 404 amino acids.